Molecule: messenger RNA, 1127 nt
Organism: Ostrinia furnacalis (Asian corn borer)
Lineage: Eukaryota; Metazoa; Arthropoda; Insecta; Lepidoptera; Crambidae
Product: pancreatic lipase-related protein 2-like
Exons: 6
Coding region: 57-1055 (332 amino acids)
Biological process (GO): lipid catabolic process
Molecular function (GO): serine hydrolase activity; lipase activity
Source: RefSeq, a predicted model, not a curated record
AAAAGUCUGAUUGAUAACUUAGCCAUUAGCGGUAACCAGCAUAGUACAAAGCGGCCAUGAAGAUAGUGCUAUUUUCUUUACUACUUGCGGCUUUGGCUGCAAACGCCGCGUGGGCUGUACCACUAUCCGAUUUCCCCGAGCAAGAAUACUCGAGAUUCGUCCAGUACACUGACGAAAAUGGUCUUCAAAAGACGAUUGAUCUAGAAGAGGAGGUUGAUGAGGAUCUUUUGGACAGUCUGGAUAGUUAUAUUGAUAGAUGCGUUUUGUUCACAAGAGAAAAUCCGUCAGAGGGACAAAAUCUGGAAAUGAACAAUGUAGAAUCUAUUCUGUCAUCAAACUUUGACCCGAAUGCGCCGACAGUUGUAGUGGUACAUGGCUGGCUCGGGAAUCAGGACUCUGGCAUGAACACACAGGUGCGAGAAGCAUUCUUAUCGAAGGGACCUGCCAACGUCAUCGCCGUUGACUGGCGGAGCCUGGCAGUCUCUGGCUACGUCACAGCCACCAGAGGAGUUCCUGAAGCAGGCCGUCAGCUUGGCAGAUUCUUGGCCUUCUUGAACAAAGUAGCCAAUGCUCCGUAUGAGAAAAUGCACCUGGUUGGGUUCAGCUUGGGAGCCCAUCUCGUUGGAAAUGCUGGAAGGGAGUUGGGAGGAAAGGUUGCUCGUGUCACUGGUCUUGACCCCGCCGGAUUACUAUGGAACCUAAACUCCAACAAGAUCAGCCGAAACGACGGUCAGUACGUUGAAGGAAUCCAUACAGAUGGUGGUCUGUCUGCGAGCAUUGGCAUCGGUUAUGCGAUUGGAGACGCCGACUUCUUCCCUAACGGUGGAAACAGCCAGCCUGGCUGUCUCACCAACUUCUGCAACCACAAUAGAGCCUGGAGGUUCUUUGCAUCCACAAUUACUCAUGACCACCUCGUGGGAAGGCAGUGCUCCAACUACCUGCAAGUUACGCUGGGCACUUGCCGUGGCCAAAAUCUCAACAUGGGCAACAGUGACUUGAACAAGACUGGAUCGGGAUUGUACCGCAUGAGAACAAGACGUUUUUACCCCUAUUAAUGUAAAAAAUGACAAAAUAGGCUCUAAUAAAGUCGAAUAAAGUUGUUAUUACAGUAUUCAAUCAUACUUUAA